UUUGACACCCAAUAUUUCAAUGUUUAAUUAAAAAUUUAUCUACUAGCGUAUUACUCUUCCAAAAGAUUCAAUAGAGAAAUGUAUGUCUUUUUGAAAUAUUAAUAGUAUAUCAAUGAAAUAGACUAUAACAUAACUUUUAGAUAUUGAAUGUUUUAGUAUAUUUUGAAGCUCAUUUUUGCUUUGCUCACUUAUAUUAGGGAAUCGGGCAAGAUGCUCAACUUGAGUGUCGAUGCCUUCUCAAAAAUGAAAAAAUUGAGAUUGCUCAAAGUGCUUUGCCUAUUAAAUUGUGAUGAUCUCAAAUUUCUUUCUAAUGAGCUACGGCUUUUAGAUUGGAAAGGAUGCCCUUUAAGAUCGUUACCUUCAAGCUUUCAACCGGACAACCUUGUUGCACUUCUUUUAUCAUAUAGUCGCAUUCAACAACUAUGGAAGGGAAACAGACCCUUGUGUAAGCUGAAAAUGAUGAACCUUGAAGGGUCCCAAAACCUGAUCAAGACACCAGAUUUCACAACGGCAUCAAAUCUUGAAGUUCUAAUAUUGAAAGGUUGUACCAAAUUAGUGGAUAUUCAUCCAUCAAUCGCAGUACUUAAGAGCCUUCAAGUUUUGAAUUUAAGAGAUUGCAAAAGUCUUAGGAGUCUUCCGAUCAAAAUUGGAAUGGAAUCCCUUGAAACAUUAAUUCUUUCGGGUUGCUCAAGUCUUGUAAGGUUUCCGGAGAUUGAUGGGAAAAUGGAACGUCUAAAAACUCUAGAUCUUUCCGGUUGUUAUAGAGUUGAAAAUUUAUUAGAGAAUUUGCAGCAAGCAAAGUUUUUGGAAGAGCUCGACUUGAGUGAAACAGCCAUAACAAAACCACCAUCCUUCAUUUGUCAAUUUAAAAAUCUUAAAGUUUUGUCUUUCAAUGGAUUCAAAAGAGGAAGGAUGAAUUCCAUGGCUCCGAUGUUACCUUCAUUGUCCGGUUUGAGUUCAUUAAGAGAGUUGAAUCUAAGGGACUGCAAUCUUGGUGAAGGAGAUAUUCCUAGUGAUAUUUCUGGUCUAUCCUCUUUGGAAGAACUUGAUCUUAGUGGUAACAAUUUCACCAGCAUACCUGCAUCUCUUACUCGACUCUCCAAGCUUGAAGAACUUAAAUUGUCAAAUUGCAACAUGUGCGCUCUUGGUGAAGCAGAUAUUCAUGGUCUAUCCUCUUUGAGACAUCUUUAUCUUAGGGGUAACAAUUUCAUCACCAUUCCUUUGGCUCUUACUCAACUUUCCAGGCUUCAAUUGCUUGCAUUAUCAAAUUGCAUGAAGCUUAAAUCGUUGCCUGAGCUUCUAACAAGCAUAAAAAAUGUGUGGAUAGAUGGUUGUUCUUCACUUGAAGUAGUUGCAAGUCCAUCAAAAGUAUGCAAUUUAGUGGAUUCGGCUGCCGUUAAAGCCUUUAACUGCUUCAAAUUGGCUGAGAAUAUCAAUGCAUUAACACUGCUGAAAAAACAUCUUAAGGCAUUUGCAAAUUCAAUAAAAAGGUUUGACAUUAUUAUGCCCGGAAGUGAAAUCCCAGAAUGGUUUAGCCAACAAAAAAGUGACUCUUUAAUUAAGAUACCCCUUCGGAAAGAUAGUCAAUGGAUUGGAGUUGCUUCUUGCUGCAUUUUUGUCAAUAAUGAUGCUUCAAGGGAUGCGGGCUUUAUCGACUGUCGAGCGUUAAUGUAUGGUAGAAAUCAUCGACGGAUUGAGGGUGGAGGCUAUUUGGUGGGUAAACGACUUAACGAGCCCAUAAUGAAAGAUCACCUUUUUCUUCAUUAUUGGUCGCGUGAUAAAUUAUAUCCAUUUUCCUUGGAGGAUAAAUAUGGUGACUGUGAAACCAAUAAUUUACGGGCAACAGGCUUAGAUCAUAAAUGUGAUGGGCUUUGUGUGUUUUUCAAUGGUCAUAGCCUUAAGGUGAAGAAGUGUGGUGUUAGAAUAGUGUAUGAGAAAGAUUUGGAAGAAAUAGAAGAGUUGCAGUGCCAUAUCACUCAAUCUUCACCAGAUUUUGAACACAUCCACCAACACUCUGCUCAAAACGAUGGAUCACCCUUGUGUAAGUUGAAAAUGAUAAGCCUUGGAGGGUCCCAAAACCUGAUCAAGACACGAAACUUCACAACGGCAUCAAAUCUUGAAGUUUUAGUGUUGAAAGGUUGUACCAAAUUAGUGGAUAUUCAUCCAUCAAUCGCAGUACUUAAAAGCCUUAAAGUUUUGAAUUUAAGAGAUUGCAAAAGUCUUAGGACUCUUCCAACCAAAAUUGGAAUGGAAUCUCUUGAAGCAUUAAUUCUUUGGGGUUGCUCAAGUCUUGUAAGGUUUUCAGAGAUUGAUAGGAAAAUGGAACGUCUAAAAACUCUUGAUCUUUCAGGUUGUUAUAGAGUGGAAACUUUAUUGGAGAAUUUACAGCAAGCAAAGUUUUUGGAAGAGCUCGACUUGAGAGAAACAGCCAUAACAGAACUACCAUCCUUCAUUUUUCAAUUUAAAAAUCUUAAAGUUCUGUCUUUCAAUGAGUGCAAGGGACCAUCAUAUAAGUUACUACCAAAUUUGCCUUCUUUUUUCAAGGUAAUCCAAGGAAGAAGGACAAAUCCCAUGGCUCGGAUGUUGCCUUUGUUGUCAGGUUUGAGUUCUUUAAGAGUGCUAAGAGUGCUAAAACUAAAGGACUGCAAUCUUUGUGAAGGAGAUAUUCCACCAUAUAUUUUUGGUCUAUCCUUUUUGGAAUAACUUAAUGUUAGUGGUAACAAUUUCAUCAGCAUACCAGCAUCUCUUACUCGACUCUCCAAGCUUGCAAAUCUUAUAUUGUCAAAUUGCAAUAUGUGCACUUUUGGUGAAGCAGAUAUUCAUUAUGAUAUUUCUGGUCUA
Molecule: messenger RNA, 2841 nt
Organism: Gossypium raimondii (Peruvian cotton)
Lineage: Eukaryota; Viridiplantae; Streptophyta; Magnoliopsida; Malvales; Malvaceae
Product: disease resistance protein RUN1-like
Exons: 4
Coding region: 211-2703 (830 amino acids)
Molecular function (GO): protein binding
Source: RefSeq, a predicted model, not a curated record